Messenger RNA from Gavia stellata (red-throated loon), 1164 nucleotides. It is a transcript of the gene HTR4, whose product is annotated as 5-hydroxytryptamine receptor 4. Gene Ontology annotation, molecular function: G protein-coupled serotonin receptor activity. Gene Ontology annotation, biological process: chemical synaptic transmission; regulation of appetite; adenylate cyclase-activating adrenergic receptor signaling pathway. Gene Ontology annotation, cellular component: plasma membrane. Bases 1 to 1164 code for a protein of 387 amino acids. The transcript is spliced from 6 exons. The record is from RefSeq and is a predicted model, not a curated record. NCBI's taxonomy places the organism in Eukaryota, Metazoa, Chordata, Aves, Gaviiformes, Gaviidae.
AUGCAAACCAUUGAUUUUAAUUUACGUUCGACUGAGGGCUUUGGCGUAGCGGAGAAGAUCGUGCUGCUCACCUUCAUCUCCGCCGUUAUACUGAUGGCCAUCCUGGGGAACCUGCUGGUGAUGGUGGCCGUGUGCCGGGACAGGCAGCUCAGGAAAAUCAAGACCAAUUAUUUCAUUGUUUCCCUUGCCUUUGCGGACCUGCUGGUGUCAGUGCUGGUGAUGCCAUUUGGAGCCAUUGAGUUGGUUCAGGACAACUGGAUCUACGGAGAGAUGUUCUGCCUGGUCCGAACGUCCCUCGAUGUCCUGCUCACCACAGCGUCAAUCCUGCACCUGUGCUGCAUCUCGCUGGACAGGUACUAUGCUAUCUGCUGCCAGCCUCUGGUUUACAGGAAUAAGAUGACUCCAUUGCGCAUCGCUGUAAUGCUUGGAGGGUGCUGGGUAAUCCCGACAUUUAUUUCUUUCCUCCCUAUCAUGCAAGGCUGGAAUAGCAUUGGCAUCAUUGAUCUGAUUCAGCAAAGGCAGUUCAACAAGGCUUCCAACUCCACUUACUGCAUAUUCAUGGUCAACAAGCCAUACGCCAUUACCUGCUCCGUGGUGGCCUUCUACAUUCCCUUCCUCCUGAUGGUGCUGGCCUACUACCGCAUCUAUAUCACGGCCAGGGAGCACGCCCGCCAGAUCCGGCUGCUGCAGCGGGCCGGGGCCCCCGCCGACGGCCGUCAGCACCACCCGGACCAGCACAGCACACACCGCAUGAAGACUGAGACCAAAGCUGCCAAGACCCUGUGCAUCAUCAUGGGGUGCUUCUGCCUGUGCUGGGCCCCCUUCUUUAUCACAAAUGUAGUGGACCCUUUCAUAAACUAUACGGUGCCGGGGAAGCUGUGGACAGCUUUCCUGUGGCUGGGCUACAUCAAUUCAGGGCUGAACCCUUUCCUCUACGCCUUCCUGAACAAAUCUUUCAGACGUGCCUUCCUCAUUAUCCUGUGCUGUGGUGAUGAGCGAUACCGAAGGCCUUCCAUCUUGGGGCAGACGGUCCCCUGUUCCACCACCACAAUAAAUGGAUCGACUCAUGUACUAAGGUACACUGUUUUACGUAACGGGCAUCAUCAGGAACAUGAGAAGCUUCCCAUCCACAAUGACCCUGAAUCCCAAGAGUCCUGUUUCUAG